CGGAAGAUAACUGAGCAGUCGGGAUUGCUUUUUUCACCGGACAACUGGCAGCUAACGGGCAGAAGAAGAGAGGAGUAGAUACUCACGGGGACUACACAGCUGCUCUGUACACACAGGGAUUAUUUGUACUUCUUGUGGGGGCUUUAGGCUUUACUUACACCUACACCAUAAUAACGCAUCCCGGUAUUGUUUUAGAUCUGGUUUUAGCUUCAUGGCUUAGAUGUUUUAGAUGGAGUUUGCAUUGAAAAGGUCGCUGAGGUGUUUUGUAGACCAGAGCUCUUUGAGCUAGUGUUAGCUAGAAGCAGCCAGCCGCGGACUGCACGGUGCGGACCACAGAGUGGAGAAAGUCGCUCUAUCCACAGAGGGACGGACAUCGGCAUUUAUCCCUAACAAUGGGCCUCAUACUCGCCAAACUGUGGAGCUUCUUUUGUAACCAAGAGCACAAGGUGAUCAUUGUGGGACUAGAUAAUGCAGGGAAAACCACUAUCCUCUACCAAUUUCUAAUGAACGAGGUGGUCCAUACUUCUCCCACCAUCGGAAGCAAUGUGGAAGAAAUAGUGGUGAAGAACACCCACUUUUUAAUGUGGGACAUAGGUGGGCAGGAGUCUCUCAGAUCCUCCUGGAACACCUACUACUCCAAUACAGAGGACCUGCGGAAAGCAGCUGUGUUGAUAUUCGCCAAUAAGCAGGAUAUGAAGGACUGUAUGUCUGCAGCAGAAAUCUCUAAAUACCUCACCCUGAGCUCCAUCAAAGACCACCCCUGGCACAUACAGUCCUGCUGUGCACUUACGGGAGAGGGGUAA
Messenger RNA from Pundamilia nyererei, 803 nucleotides. RefSeq names its product ADP-ribosylation factor-like protein 5B. Bases 393 to 803 code for a protein of 136 amino acids. The transcript is spliced from 4 exons. NCBI's taxonomy places the organism in Eukaryota, Metazoa, Chordata, Actinopteri, Cichliformes, Cichlidae. Gene Ontology annotation, molecular function: GTP binding; GTPase activity. The record is from RefSeq and is a predicted model, not a curated record.